Adineta ricciae is the source of this 378-nucleotide messenger RNA. NCBI's taxonomy places the organism in Eukaryota, Metazoa, Rotifera, Eurotatoria, Adinetida, Adinetidae. The record is from the annotation of a GenBank genome assembly.
AUGAUGAUAUCCACGCCAGGACGAAAACGUGUUCAACCAAUUUUAAUCGAUGAUGACGACGAUGAGGAAACAACCGAUACAGAUGUUCUGAUCUCUUCAACUUCGUCAACGAACAACAAUCUUGCUCAAGAUCUUUCAUCUUUCGCUUCAGAAACGCCGUCAUCUGCAUCGUUAACUGACGCCAAACCACCAGUAAAGAAAAAUCUCUACGUUCCAUUGAAUUUCGAGGAAUUAUCUCACAUACGGAAUGCUCAAACCAAUGGCGAAUUUGCCACGUUACUUGAAGUUUUCUCUGUUACAACCGGGUGUUCGUUGUACCAUAUGCCUACAACGUAUCUGCUACAAAUGCCAACGGAAGAUCACUUAUCGACAAAAUAA